UCAAGAAAGGUGGUCAUUCAUCCGGCCUGCCCGUGAGGCCGUCACGUCACGCCUCCUCCUGAAAACCCGCCGUCACGCCCACCGCCGCUCUCACAAGUGCUGGCUCGCUGGCUCAGCCGCCUCUGCUCUUCAUCUUCAGCAGCUGUGCCUUGCUCAUGGGAUUUGGGGAAAGAGACGACAUGUCUGUUCGUCACAAUCACGAGAUGAGUGCGGUGCUGAGGCUCUCGCAUCUUCCUCUGGUUCGCUCGGCGCUGAGCUCGGUGACCUCUGCAUACUCAGAGGUCAAAGGUCGCUACCCUCUACUGGGAUUGGUGGGCAACGCAGCGGAGGCGGGUGUCCGGAAUGCCUCCGUGGCGGCCUUGAGCGGCGCCACACCCCUGGUGCAGACCCUCUGGCCUCAGAUCGAGGCGGCCAACAGCUUUGCUCUGGUGGGUCUGGAUCAGCUGGAGAGGAAAUUUCCCGUCCUGAACCGCUCCACUGACGAGGUGGUUGGUCACCUGAAGGAUGCCUUCUUCCUAACGCUGGACGACAUGCAGCUGUGGAUGCUGGACGGGCUGGAGCAGAUGGAGCGCCUGUCUCACACCGCCUGGGCGGCGGUGAGGCAGCUACAGGACUCGCAGAUGGGACGCGCCGCCUCGUCAGGUUUGGAUGACGUGCUCAGCCGCCUGGAGAGUGCCGCUGCCUACUACAUGCCACUGCCGCCCACGUUGCGUCGUGAGUGGGAGAUGCGGGUUCAGGAGUACGAGGACGAAGAUGACAGCGAUGAGCCCGGCCCGUGGACCCGCGUGCGCAGCCUCCUUCUCAGUAUCAGCCUGCAGCUUUACCACCGCAUGGUCAAGGUCCGAGAACAGCUGGAGGAUGCCACCGGAGCCCUGGGGAACACCGUCCGAGCCGUGGGGCUGGCGGCCAUCCUGGACCUGUUGGGAGAGCUGCUGCGGAACCUGCGGAGCUUGCUGGUGGCGCUGGUAUACCGGGCCGAGAGCCUGCGGGAAAUGAGCCUGGGUCGCGUUCGGGAGCAGGCCGUCGUGCUGGCGGAGCUGCGCCCGGUGCGGCAAGUCCGCGAGCUCCCGCUUCAGGUGCGCCGUCUCCUGGGGGACCUUCAGGAGCUCUCCAAGAUCCUCCUGCAACUUGUCAUCAACGCCACGCCACUGUAUGACUUGGUGUCGCGUGUUGUUGGGUUCCUCUUGAUAAGCGAGGCCGUGUUUCCCAUAUGUGUGGUGCAUCAGCUCCAGCGGCCGUCCGACAAGGAGGUGGAAGACUUCCUGAACCAGGAGGACUUGCGUGCAGACAGCUCGUCUCGCCGCAGCUCGGCCAAUAGCCUGUUCCUGAAGGCCAUGGACGGCCGUCCUCGCCGGCGCAAGAGUCUCUAUUCCAGGGCCGCCCGUAGCCCGGGCCCCGACCCCCCUGCCGCCUCCGGCCGGCGCUCCAGCCUGAAGCAGGAGCCGGAGGCAGAUGGUUCCUCCAUGCCUUCCGAUGGCGCCGCCCGCCGCCCCUCCGCCGCUGAGCUCAUCCUCACGCCGCUCAAGCAGUUUGUGUCGCAGAGCCAAAAGGCCUUUGAGUACCUCAACCCCAACUCGGCGGAAGAGGCCAUCAACAGCGCCAGCGACUGAUGGGCACAGGGUUGUCCCCGUCGCUACACGCCCCCCCCUGCCUCCGCUGCGGCCAAUCACCCGAGUGCAUACACCUUCUCCAAAGUAACCGUGGCAACCCUGCUUCCCUCUGCUCUCGCUUGAACGUCCGUAGCGCCUGACGUCGGUGCCGCUAACGCCUGCUACACACUUGCGGAUCUUUCAAAGAGCCCCGUUGUGUUGGUGUGUGCGUGUUUGCCUGGCCGCGUCAGGCUUCCUUCAAGUCUGAUGCACGCACGUGCCUUGCUAACAGCUAAGCCACCAGGAAUCACUGUGACAGCCGCUAUCGCUGAUUAUUUGUAGUGUUUCUGUGUCCGCAACAUCCCCCAAUAAAGCUUGUCAUACCUUCA
Messenger RNA from Syngnathus acus (greater pipefish), 1978 nucleotides. It is a transcript of the gene plin6, whose product is annotated as perilipin 6. Gene Ontology annotation, biological process: lipid storage; positive regulation of triglyceride storage. NCBI's taxonomy places the organism in Eukaryota, Metazoa, Chordata, Actinopteri, Syngnathiformes, Syngnathidae. Gene Ontology annotation, cellular component: cytosol; lipid droplet. The record is from RefSeq and is a predicted model, not a curated record. Bases 156 to 1610 code for a protein of 484 amino acids. The transcript has 8 exons.